Macrobrachium nipponense is the source of this 1613-nucleotide messenger RNA. RefSeq lists its product as uncharacterized. The coding region runs from base 28 to 1050 and encodes 340 amino acids. Gene Ontology annotation, cellular component: plasma membrane; neuron projection; synapse. The record is from RefSeq and is a predicted model, not a curated record. NCBI's taxonomy places the organism in Eukaryota, Metazoa, Arthropoda, Malacostraca, Decapoda, Palaemonidae. Gene Ontology annotation, biological process: monoatomic ion transmembrane transport; signal transduction; nervous system process. The transcript has 6 exons. Gene Ontology annotation, molecular function: transmembrane signaling receptor activity; extracellular ligand-gated monoatomic ion channel activity; neurotransmitter receptor activity.
GAGUUGACGCGCCUGGCGCAGACGCUGAUGCACCUCCAGAAUAUUCACUGGAUCGUCGGCGACGACUCGAAGAAGGCCAACGUACACGUCACCAAUUACCUGCGGCAGACAGGCAUCCCUUUCACUUACCUCCUCAAUUGUCAUGUCAUUAAAGAAAAUGUCCAAGCCUCUAACCGCCAUGAUGAAUCAUCCUCACCACCCUCCGAUCCAGGAUUUGAGUACAAUGCUGAAAGUAAUGCAAACAUCACCCACAUCGAGUCCGUUGCUUCUUCAUUUGAUUGUGACUUUGACCUUCUGUAUUACCCUUUUGAGGUUCAUCUUUGUGAAAUACAGAUCGCACUUACACAGUUCGGAGCUUAUAAAGCCUAUUUCGACACUAGAAUGAUUAAUCUACAGCCAGACAAUUUCACCCUCACUGAUUUUACCACUCAGCCUAUAUGUUAUACUUUCGUCAAUCAGUCAACAAACCAAGCCAAUCUAUUGAAGAUUCAUAUUAUGUUGAGCAGAAGAUACGGGGCAUAUAUCCUAACCACUUUCCUCCCUUGCAUCGUCCUGACCAUCAUAGGAUCUCUGACGGAAUUUUUUGAAGACGAUAACUUUAGUGACCGCAUAAACGUGACUCUCGCUGCCUUGAUUGUGAUAGCAUCCCUCAUCUCUCAAGUGGCCAUGACGGUGCCCGUGUCUGCUCAACCCAAGCUCAUCGACAUGUACUUCUGCUUCUCCAUGUUCAGGCUAUUCUCCUGCUUCGUUCACCACAGUCUCCUCUGCUUAGUUCGAUGUUUCUGGGAUCAAAGAGAGAAGAAACGCGAAGAGAAAGCGACCAACGUCCAAGAUUCCUUAAUCCCUUUGAAAGAUGACGACGUUCAAGAAGAACCUGUUGGUCGACGCCUGGCAGCUGGUGGCCCCUCAACCACCAAAACAACGGCCCACUUCGUGGACGAAAUCGACGCUUUACAGGGUUGUCAACGUUACCAGCAUUUCCGUCGGGUUCCUCUUGGAUGUCAUAAUGAAUGCCAUUUUCGUCUUCGUGAUUUUCAAGCGCAGUUAUGAAGCUCUGAGAUGAUAUGAGAAGACAUGUCAAAAAUGAAGAUUUGUAUUUUCCUUUGAACUGAGGGAGGAGAUGAACUAUAGAUGUUAUCUUUAUGUUCAUUAUUCCUCUUUCGAUCUUGCAUUGUCGCUCCAGUUAGCUUUGCAUCCUUUCCCUUUUUUAUUCUUUAUUUCUUUCUUCCCUUCGAUUUCGAACAACUUUUAAAUAGGUUAGUUGUAUCUAUUACAAGGCUGGAACAUAGUCUAUUGUUUUCUUCUAAAAUUUACAGUAUGAUAAUGGUUUAAAUCUAGAUAUUUUGGCCAAAGAGACUUUUGUGUGUGUGCGUUUUUUUAAAUUUUUUAUUUAUAUUUUAUAUCACAUGGUUAAUCGCCUGAACAAACCGGAACUCAGUCUAUCUGAUUACACUGCAGAAGGUUGAGUAGCAUUAAGUAGCACUUAAUCCCUCUGGUCCUUGGACCAGAGUGACACUAAACGCAACACCCUGUAAUAAGUCACUUUUUACUGUAAAACUUUAGCAAUACAUACUUUAACUUCAAAGAUAAUUUCAAGGUAAUAAAUAGUCGUU